CUGAACUAAAAUGAAUAAAGUUUGUUUGGCCUAAAAUUAACUGGUAUAAUUCAAUUUCCUAAUAACUUUAUUAAAAAACAAACAAAUGCACUGAUAACAAGAACGCCAAGUCGAACCGAAGCACAAAAGAAAUAAGGAUUCCAUCAGAACCAUGUUCACCGUUUAACUGAAGAAUCCUGGCAGACCGCAGGACUUUGUUGGCGUUGCGAGCUCCAUGACAUUCAGCUGGCGAAUGAAUAAUGUUGGCCAUUUACGUUGCAUUAUGACAACAUAUGACGAAAAUCAGAGCAGAGUAUGAAACGCAGAUGGAGAUAUCAUUGAAACAAGUUUUUGUCAUUUAGCCGCACUUCAUCACUUUUCCCCCCUUUCGUCCGUGUGUGCGACAAUCGUUUGUUGUUGUCGUGUUUGACAUUCAACUGAGUUUAGUUGUCGUCGUGGGUCCUGCCGAACCAGAUAGUUUAUUCUUUUGAGUUAUGCCAGGCGAUUAAAAUAAUCGAGCAUUAAAUAUGUUGUUUAUGGAAAGUUAUUUGUGCUAUUGUUCAGUUCGCUUGGGCGUUAUGUUGGUCGCCGCUUUAAGCAUUAUCAUGAAUAUUACAUUGAGCGUUAUAUUCUUUAUACAUGGAGUGAAUAUAUUCGAUGGCCUCAUCGAUUUGUUGGAGAAUGACUCACAGUACAAGAACAGCAAUUCGGUGCGAAAAGCUAUUCAUUGGGUACAUCAUUCACCCGACAAUGUUUUAGUUUUCUUGCAGUGCAUGUGCUACGCCCACAUAGCCACAGCUCUUUUGGGUAUCUACGGUGCUAUAAGGCUGCAUAAAUGGAUGGUUAUUCCCUUGGCUUUAUUUGAGUUCAUCUACUUUCUGGGAAUCACUAUUGGACACAUUGUGCUAAUGAUUAUGCUCAAGAAGCAGAUCAAUUUGGGACUGCUGAUUGUGCUCACUCUGGUUGGCAGCUUCUAUUGUCUUUUUGCUGGUUAUAACUGCGUUACUUGCAUUGCCAUGUUCCAAAUCAUAAAACUGGUUAGAAGCGCCAAAUAUCGUCAACUCUAUGGCGAAGACCCCUUUCAUCCGAUUCCCCUAAAGCGUUCGCAUGGCAGCAAUGGAAGCAUCCAACAGCUUCGCAUGGGACUGCCCGAGGAUACGGAUAUCGAUGAGCAGAAGCGUUUGGCUAAAUUGGGCCUCUGGCCAAGUCGUCAGCCUCAGGUUAUUUCCGUGAUUCCUGUGCAGACGCCAGCCAUCGGGUUGAAAUGGUGGCAACAGCAGGCUCUUGAUAGGGAUGAUCAGCUUCAGGACUCAGCUGUCCUCCGCAAUUGGCAACAUGGUGAAUUGCUGAAAGGAGCUGCUGGCAAUGCUGAGCGCAAAAAUGCUCUAAAUCGGCGAUAUGCUGAGGCCCAACACUAUCGAUGGAAUUAG
Messenger RNA from Drosophila albomicans, 1409 nucleotides. RefSeq lists its product as uncharacterized. The coding region runs from base 507 to 1409 and encodes 300 amino acids. NCBI's taxonomy places the organism in Eukaryota, Metazoa, Arthropoda, Insecta, Diptera, Drosophilidae. The record is from RefSeq and is a predicted model, not a curated record. The transcript is spliced from 6 exons.